CAGGUCAGGUGACGAGCAUGCUCUGAAGAUGACGGCAAUGGUCACCGUGCUGUUCCUUGUGGCCUUGGCCUCAUGCUGCGCUGCAUUCGACGUGGAGACUCGCACAGCUCUGGGUGUAGUUGGCGGAAGCCGUGUAGACGUGCUAGGCCGUACACUGGAAGUGUAUCGCGGAAUUCCGUACGCGCAGCCACCGCUGGGUGCGCUGCGCUUUCGUCCACCCGAGCCUCUACAAGGAUGGGAAGGCGUGCUAAACGCCACGAAUAGGAUGACUGCCUGCCCACAAGUGAUUCUUGCUCCCAUCAUGACUGCUGGCGUGCAAUUGACCGAGGACUGCCUAUAUCUAAAGAUCUGGGCCCCUGCGACAGGCAAUCAGCCGCCCGUUCCAGUGCUCGUCUCAAUUCACGGCGGCGGCUUUUCGCAUGGCUCUGCCAGCACUCCCAUUUUCGAUGGCAGCAUCUUGGCAGCCAAGACAGGUUUGGUUGUCGUCUCCUUCAACUACAGGCUCGACAUUCUGGGAUUCCUCGACACGAACUCGUCAGAGGCACCCGGCAACGUCGGCCUCAUGGACCAGUCCUUGGCGCUAAAGUGGAUCCAGGCGCACAUCCACCACUUCGGGGGCGACCCCCUGAGAGUGACCAUCUUCGGCGUCAGCGCGGGAGGCAUGAGCGCCCAUGCUCACGUGAUCUCGCCGAUGAGCAGAGCACUCUUCAAAAGGGCGUCUCUGAUGAGCGGAACGCUCAACAGUCUAGAUUUUGUCGAGCAUGUGAGCGAGAGCCUAAGGAAAGGCCACCUUGUCGCACGAGCUGUCGGCUGCGCCGAUGGUGACACGACUUUGUCUUCUAACCCAGAAUCAGUGGUCGCGUGUCUCCGAACCAAAAGCGCUGACGAGCUCCUGCAAGCGUCAUCCCAAAGCAUAAAGCCAAAGAUAUUCACCUUUCUGCCAACGUACCCCAACCGAUUCCUUCCCAAAGAUCCAGCGGCAGCGGUAAAAGACGGUUCGUUCAACCCGGCCGAUAUAAUAGUCGGUGUGACCAAGGACGAAGGCGUGGGGGCGCUGAUGUACCCCCCGAGAGAAGAACUGUGGAUGGAAAGCAUCGAAGGACUCGAUGAAGAGUUGUUCAACAAUUCUCUCCACGAGGUCAUAUUCUCCUGGUUGAAGGCAAACUCAUCAAGCUACCUUGGACGAUAUACUGCAGAGGGACGAGACUGGCCUUCCUUGAGGCGCGCUUACGUUGACUUCCUCUCGGACAGGACGUUUGUGUGCCCUAUGCACUACACAGCUGAGGGUCACUCCGAGCGUGGCCACUCCGUGUACUCCUACGUCUUCUCCUACCAGUCGGCAAAAAGCCCCUUGCCAGCGUGGAUGGGUGCGCCACACGGAGGGGACGUGACCUAUAUAUACGGAUUUCCUCUCGUUCAUCCGGAAAAAUACGACGCCCGGGACGCCGUCAUGUCCGAGACUUUGAUCAACGUGCUGUCGACGUUUGCAUCCACAGGGGUGCCCCAGCUACCGAUGGAGAAGCAAUGGCCAAAGUACACGAAGAAUGAACCUUUUUCCGUGUUCUUUGACAACGGGAACAUAACAGACGUCACUGGUUUCCGAAGGCAGUUCUGCAAUGCGUGGAGGACGGACCCCCAAAAUUACUAAUAUAUUCAACAUUUA
Molecule: messenger RNA, 1663 nt
Organism: Rhipicephalus sanguineus (brown dog tick)
Lineage: Eukaryota; Metazoa; Arthropoda; Arachnida; Ixodida; Ixodidae
Product: acetylcholinesterase
Exons: 3
Coding region: 29-1648 (539 amino acids)
Biological process (GO): choline metabolic process; acetylcholine catabolic process
Cellular component (GO): plasma membrane
Molecular function (GO): acetylcholinesterase activity
Source: RefSeq, a predicted model, not a curated record